AGUUAGCAUGAAGCUAAGCUAACCCUCCGUCACUAUCAUUAGCGGAGAGUAAACAGAGCCGCUCCCGGUGCUCAGCGGCAGGGCUUUUAUGGACCAGCCCCGCCCUGUUUAUACGAUUAUUAAAGUUAAAGAGAGUCAUGGCGGAGGGAGCGGAUUGCGGGUCGGUCACUGCCGCGAAGAGGAGGCAGCCAGCGGGGAGGAAGAGCCGACAGAGCCGACAGAAGAGCUCCAGCAGCCGGGUGAGUCUGGAGAAAGUUCUGGGCAUCGGCACAGUCAGCGGCAGCGGUUUGACCUCCGACCCCAACUCUGGCCUCAUCGCCUAUCCUGCAGGGUGUGUCAUCGUGCUGCUCCACCCAAAGAAGAACAAGCAGAGUCACAUCAUCAACACGUCCAGGAAACCCUUCAGUGCUCUGGCCUUCUCCCAUGAUGGAAAACACCUGGUCACUGGUGAGAGCGGUCACAUGCCCUGUGUGCGGGUGUGGGAGGUGGACGGCGGUCAGGUGGCCGAGGUUCAGUCUCAUAAAUAUGGAGUUUCCUGUGUGGCGUUCUCCACCAACAGCUGCUACAUCGUCUCCGUGGGAUACCAACACGACAUGACCGUCAGCGUGUGGGACUGGAGGAAAGGUUCGAUCAUCGCCUCCAACAAAGUGUCCAGCCGAGUGUUCGCCGUCUCCUUCUCUCAGGACAACAGCUACUUCGUCACCGCGGGAAACCGACACAUCAAGUUCUGGUACCUGGACGCCUCUAAAGAACGACGGGUGAACAGCACGGUGCCUCUGAUUGGUCGGUCGGGGUUGCUAGGCGACCAUAAGAACAGCAUGUUCAGCGGGGUGGCGUGUGGGCGUGGCCUCAUGGCGUGCAGCACCUACUGCAUCACCAGCUCCGGUCUGCUGUGUCUGUUCAACAGCAGCCGACAGCUGGAGGCCUGGGUCAACCUCAAGACGUCAUCGGCGAGCUGUCUGGCGGUCAGCGAGCACUUCAUCUUCUGUGGUUGUGCCGACGGUGUAAUCAGAGUGUUCAGUCCAUCCAACCUGCAGUACAUCACCACUCUGCACCGCCCGCACCGGCUGGGAGUCGACCUCACCCAGAGCGCGCAGCACGGCAGCCUGCUACCUGCCAGUCCGGGUGCUCAGUACCCCGACACGCUGGCUCUGACCUUUGACCCCGCCUCCAAACAGCUGACCUGCGUGUACAACGACCAUAGUGUUUACGUGUGGGAUGUUAAAGAUGUGAGGAACGCCGGGAAGCUCUACUCUGCCCUGUACCACAGCAGCUCCGUGUGGAGCGUUGAAGUGUAUCCGGAGCUGUCAGAUGCGUCUCAGGCCUGUCUCCCUCUGUCGUCCUUCUUCACCUGUUCGUCUGAUAACACCAUCAGACUGUGGCACACUGACCCCCCCACCGGACACAGAAACCUCUACAGCAACGACCUGCUGAGGAUUUUGUAUGUGGGGGAGAACACGCAGCACCUGCAGGCGGAGGGAGAGAGGGGGGAGGCAGCAGGGGCUGAUGGGAAGGCUGGGAUCAGAGUGCUGGGUAUCAGUCCUGAUGGACAACACCUGGCAGCCGGAGACCGCUGUGGAAACCUGCGUAUCUUCGGUCUGGAGUUUCUGGACGAGCUGGCAAAGAUUGAAGCUCAUGACUCGGAGGUGUUGUGUCUGGUGUUCUCCCCAACAUCCACAGGUGUAAAGCUGUUGGCGUCGGCCAGCAGAGAUCGAUUAAUCCACAUCUUCAACCUGGAGAAGAACUACAGUCUGGAACAGACGCUGAACGACCACUCAGCCUCCAUCACUGCUGUCAAGUUCACAGGUGAGAGUCCAGAGGUUCGGAUGGUGAGCUGUGGAGCCGACAAAAGCAUCUACUUCCAGACAGCUGAACAGACGGCGGAGGGUUUGUCGUUCUCCAGGAGUCACCACGUGGUGGAAAAGACAACGCUGUAUGACAUGGACCUGGACUCAUCGAGGACGCACGUCGCCAUCGCCUGUCAGGACCGAAACGUCAGGGUCUACAACGUGGAAACUGGGAAGCUGAAGAAGUGUUUGAAAGGCUCGUCCAGUGAUGAAGGAGCUCUGCUGAAGGUUCACGUGGAUCCGUCGGGGUCGUUCUUCGCCACCAGCUGCUCCGACAAAAACAUCACCAUCUUCGACUACGAGUCAGGAGAGUGUGUCGCCACCCUGUUCGGACACUCUGAGAUCGUCACCUGUAUGAGGUUCAGUCAGGACUGCAGACACCUCAUCACUGUGUCAGGAGACAGUUGUGUGUUCGUGUGGAGGUUGGACUCUCAGAUGACCAGCACCAUGAGGAAGAGGCGGGGCCUCAAACUGGCCGCCGCGCCUGUAACCUGCAGCCACAAACCGCAGAACAUCAGGAGAGAAACCUUCAUCACUGUUCCCUCCUCUCAGCUGCCUCUGAUGGAAGAAGAGGAGGAAGAGGCUGACCGCAGGACUCCAGCUAGACUGGACUCUGUUCAAGGUCCUCCGCUGCUUCAGACCAACGGGAAACUGCCCAUGUGGUUCAGAAAGCUGCAGGGUCAGGGCGAAGCCUCCGCCACCAUCCAAUCAGACGCCGAGCCUCGUCCGGUCAGGAGUCGGUGGGGAGAGCAGCUGGACCCUCUGAUCAUCUGCGCCAGCUUCUCCCCGAGUCAGAUGGAGGAGGAGGAAGAGGAGGAGGAAGACUUCCACCCUCAGAGUCUGGAGAGUCUGCUGGGAGAGGAGUUGGAGGAGGAGGAGGACGGAGAGGAGGAGAAGGAGGUGCAGCAGAAUCCCGGUGAGAACAGGAGCAGCUACAUCCUCUACCCCAACACCAACACCACCACCGACAGGGAGUUUGACGUUGAGGGUGUGACUGACCCUCGGCGGUCUCUGACCCAGGUGGAGGUCAAAGGUCAGGGGACGGAGCCGGUGUGGAGCACUCAGAUGAGUCCGGACUCGGCCUGCUCUGAAGGAUCAGCAGGAAGUCUGGAGCAGCAGCACGACGCCGACACAGAUUCCCUCAGUCAGGGCAGCUCAGUGGGCAGUUUGUGUCUGGAGGACGACGAGGACAGAAACUCUCUGAAGAACCACUUUGACACUCUGGCCUCGAGUCUGAACGACGAGAAGUUUGACACAGACCUGAGGACGCUGCAGCCUCCGGAGGAGAAACACUUCCUGAACCCUCGACUCAGCAUCUCCACCCGCUUCCUGUCACGAUUCCAGGACAGAAUCAAGGCGUGGCCGGGCCGCGCUCCGCCUCCUGUCUCAAUCCCAACCAGGAUCUCAGAGGAGAGCAACAUCGGCAACACAUCGAUGAACUCUGACUCGAGCAGCGACGUCGCCUCAACAGAUUCGACUGAGAAAGAAAACGGCGGAGUGAGAUGCAACCAUUCAGUCCUUCGUCGUAGAGCUUCCUGCGUGAUUUCCCAUCAGCCCCUUCGCCGCCCAACACGCAGACGACACACUGUGGUUGUUGUCCAGUGCAGAGAAACGCUGCGAGACGUCACCUCCAAGACUCUGGAGGCCCACAACAGCAGCUUGGUGUCGACAGUCCAGCAGGGGGCGCCUCGUCUCGGAUACCUGGGAACCACAGCGAGCUCGAGGGCCAAACUGAGCCAGGAAUCACCCACCUCCACCCAGGAGGAGGAGGAGAAGGAGAACCUCUCCUCUUCCUCCUCCUCCUCUUCCUCAGAGCUUCAGCUUCCUGCUGGUCUGGAACUCCACAGCACCAAAACUGACCCCCAUCAGGACCAAACCAGCAGCCUUUCUCCGUUGUCCCAGAAGGCUUUGGACCACCUACCUGUGGCGAGCCCGCAAGUGUUGACCACGCCCACUGAGGUGAUGUCGCUUGGUGAGGGCGGGAGGUGGAGCGUCAGCAGCGUCGAGGAGACGAAUCAAACCCUCGUCCAGAGCCCCGCCCUCUCCAUCACCCCCACAUGCACGCCCCCUGUCUGUGACAUCAUCAGCUGCUCCGCCUCCAGGCGCGAGGAGUCUUCAGGAGGAUCUGAGAACAGAAUCCAGACUGAUCCGGCAUCAGACCCGUCCUCCUCUGACCUGCCCACCUCCUCUUCCUCUCCUCUGUCAGAAACACUCCACCUCCCUCAGACAGGUGAUGAAGAGUCGGUCAGUCUGCUGCAGAGUCAGCAGGUCGCCAACGAGCUGAGACAGACAGCGAGACGAGCGGUACACCUCUACCAACAGCUCGGCGUUUCAGUCGACAGUUCAGAGCAGCGUCUGCAGACGUCGUUGGUCCUGCGGGAGGCGUUUGAUGCCGUUGCCUCUGAGCUGCAGGCGGUGCUGCGGGGCGGAGGCGGGCGGGGCAGCAGCGCCCCCUCUGGUCCACUGGAGGACGUCAGGAUGAUGUCUCUGCUGGAGAGAUACUCUGAGCAGCUGGUUCAGAUGACCCAGAACAAACUGAACCGAAUCUGAACCAGUGACUCUGCUGUGGGUACGGAGGCUGAGGGAGGACAAACUGCAGCCUCAGUGACUCUGAGCUGACUUUAUAAACAUCAGUAUUAACUUUAAACGCACCUUAUGUUUGUUUUUAUGGCAGCAAAAUGUUUUAUAUGUUUUAAAAUCACUGUUUGUACAUAAACUUUUUGUUUAUUAAUAAAUGUUUAAUGUGUCUUA
Messenger RNA from Dicentrarchus labrax (European seabass), 4598 nucleotides. It is a transcript of the gene wdr62, whose product is annotated as WD repeat domain 62. Gene Ontology annotation, molecular function: protein binding. The coding region runs from base 138 to 4397 and encodes 1419 amino acids. The record is from RefSeq and is a predicted model, not a curated record. NCBI's taxonomy places the organism in Eukaryota, Metazoa, Chordata, Actinopteri, Moronidae. The transcript has 34 exons.